Messenger RNA from Leptopilina heterotoma, 3716 nucleotides. It is a transcript of the gene Src42A, whose product is annotated as tyrosine-protein kinase Src42A. Gene Ontology annotation, biological process: cell differentiation; protein phosphorylation; innate immune response. Gene Ontology annotation, cellular component: extrinsic component of cytoplasmic side of plasma membrane. The record is from RefSeq and is a predicted model, not a curated record. Gene Ontology annotation, molecular function: non-membrane spanning protein tyrosine kinase activity; signaling receptor binding; ATP binding. NCBI's taxonomy places the organism in Eukaryota, Metazoa, Arthropoda, Insecta, Hymenoptera, Figitidae. The coding region runs from base 1103 to 2632 and encodes 509 amino acids. The transcript is spliced from 6 exons.
GUCGUUUAAAAAUGGCCGCGACUCCACACCUACUUCACGAAGACAAAACCGAACAUACCCGAAGACAUUCUGUUUGACUUGGGUACCACCAUCACGAUGGGUGUUUUCACUUUGUACAUCUUGUGAAAUAAUUGCGAAAAAACGCCUCGAAAACAAUGCCUUGAACCUGUAUAAAAUAGUUCUAAUGGUGCUUGUGAUUUUCCCGUGAAAUUUACUUCCAAUCGGAUUGUAUUCCGUUACCAAUUUUUAGAGUGCAUGUGUCGUUUUUGACGGAAACAGUGUGUUGAUUUCUGAAGGUACAAUGGCGAUUUCUUGCCUUCAACUAAUUCCUGAAAAUUCAUCAUCAUAAUACAUUUUUGUUUUAACGAUUUAAACAUAAUGUGUGUAUUUAAAUUGAAAUUUUUAUCAAAUUACAACUAUUCCUCUUUAUAGAGGUUAAACGUGGUGCUAAUUACGAUUUAAAAAGAACCAACAAUCAGGAAGUUAUUGUUAGAAAAUUGUCUCCGGUACUUUGUGUAUGUAAGUUCCUCUCUGCAUUCUAGACAUUAAGUCUAAUUUAUUAAUCAAGUUUUCAUAAAUGUUGUUGUAAACUGUUAGAAGAAAUUUUAUAUGAAUAGAGUGCAGUUUUUUUCUAUAUUUCUUUAGGAAAAAAAAAGUUUUGUCUAUAAUCAUUCAAGGAUAUUUAAUCUGCAGUCUGCUGCUUUCGCCAAUUCGAAAGCGGAUUUUGAAUGUAGAAUGAUCACGCACGCGUAUGUUCGAUGACGUGAGAAUUCGAUCGUUUGAAGAGAGAAGAGAUUGUCGACGGUCAGUGCUCUCGAAAUUAACAAAUACAAAAUAAAUUUAAUUUUCAAGACUGAUUAAUUUUCUAUCAAACCAAGUGUAUAUUCAAGAUAUUCAAGAAAAUUAAGAGAGAAAAAGAAACAAGAGCUCUAUCUAUGACAACAAGAGAUAUAAAUUUUUUUAAUUUACAAAAAAGAGACAUGCGAAUUUCAAAGUUCGCUUAAAGAUAUAUAUCUAUAUAUAUAUAAUUGAAUUUAUUUGAAACCAGAAGAGGUCGUUGCAAAAAUUGACAAUUGACAAGGAAAUAAAAUAAAGGGGAAAAAUGGGAAAUUGCUUUAGUAAUCAGACAGAUGCGGAAAAGGAGAAGCCUGAUAGGAUAGGAAAUCCUAGUAUAGAAUUGGCUGUGGCUUCUCAGGCGAGCCCUGGGGGUGGUGUUCCUACACCUCCACCGGAUCCAAUUAGGCCAAUGCCACAAAUACCACACACAGAUGUUCCAACGGCCAAGAUUUUUGUUGCUCUUUACGAUUAUGAUGCACGCACCGAUGAAGAUCUCAGUUUUCGUAAAGGUGAACACUUGGAGAUUUUAAAUGAUACACAGGGAGAUUGGUGGCUUGCCAGGAGCAAGAGAACACGACAAGAGGGCUAUAUUCCCAGUAAUUAUGUCGCCAAGCUCAAAUCCAUCGAAGCCGAGCCAUGGUACUUCAGGAAAAUUAAGAGAAUCGAAGCUGAGAAGAAACUCCUUUUGCCAGAAAAUGCUCACGGAGCUUUUCUAAUUCGAGAUUCCGAAAGUCGACACAAUGACUAUUCACUUUCAGUGCGAGACGGAGAUACGGUGAAACAUUAUCGUAUAAGGCAACUGGACGAGGGUGGUUUCUUUAUUGCAAGGCGAACAACAUUCAGGAAUCUUCAGGAUCUUGUCGAACAUUACAGUAAAGACGCCGAUGGACUUUGUGUUAAUUUAUGCAAACCAUGUGUACAGGUUGAGAAACCCGUAACCGAGGGACUUAGUCAUCGAACUAGGGAUCAAUGGGAAAUCGAUAAGACAACAUUGAAAUUUGUUCGCAAAUUGGGUCAAGGUCAAUUUGGAGAAGUUUGGGAGGGUCUGUGGAAUAAUACAACUUCAGUGGCAAUAAAAACACUAAAACCAGGAACAAUGGAUCCAAAAGAUUUCUUGGCCGAGGCGCAAAUAAUGAAGAAACUCAGGCACGACAAACUCAUUCAACUUUAUGCCGUUUGUACGAUGGAAGAGCCAAUUUACAUAAUCACGGAACUUAUGAGAAAUGGAAGUCUCCUCGAAUAUUUGCAAGGAAAAGGAAGAGGUUUAAAUCUCCAACAGUUGAUUGAUAUGUCGGCUCAAAUCGCAGCUGGUAUGGCGUAUUUGGAGUCACAGAAUUAUAUUCAUCGAGAUCUGGCCGCUCGUAAUGUUCUCGUGGCCGAUGGAAAUGUCGUUAAAAUAGCAGAUUUCGGUCUCGCCAGGUUGAUAAAGGAGGACGAGUACGAGGCGAGAAUAGGAGCCAGAUUCCCGAUCAAGUGGACUGCACCGGAGGCUGCGAACUACAGCAAAUUCAGUAUUAAAUCCGAUGUAUGGUCCUUUGGAAUUCUUCUCACAGAGCUGGUCACUUACGGAAGAAUUCCUUAUCCUGGAAUGACAAACGCUGAAGUAUUGCAUCAAGUUGAACACGGCUACAGAAUGCCGUGCCCACCAAAUUGUCCCGCGGCAUUGUAUGAUAUUAUGUUGGAAUGUUGGAACAAGGAUGCAAUGAAGAGGCCAACAUUUGAGACACUCCAGUGGAAAUUGGAGGAUUUUUUCACCAUGGAGGGCUCCGAAUAUAAAGAAGCAUCGGCUUACUGAGUAAUGUUGCCUGGUGAAAUAACAAUGUUCACACGUUUACCUGUUUACAAUUCGUACAGACGGUCUACGAAAAUGAGUUGGGAUACGAGAAAAUCUUUUGCACGUCAAUACACGGCAAGAGAUUAUCAGGUCUAUAGAAAUUAAUCGAUAAAAAAAGAAGAAAACUCCGACAAUUUUUUUAUUAAAUAACAAGAAGUUUGUGAUAUCCAAAAAGUACUGUUUUCAGUUUGUAAAGAAGAUUAUCCUGAAAGAGGGAGAGAGAGAGUGAGAAAGAUGUAGACAACAGUACUUGUUUAUUUUUUUAUCGUCGUAACAUGUUUUUUUUCGUUUUUUCACAAUUAUGGCUGCCAUACAUAAGAUUCUAGAGAGUCUAGGAUUUUUUUCCUUUUUUUUAGAGAGAGAAAAAACAAAUGCCUUAGGUGUCUAUUGAUUUUAGCGAAUCUUUUUUUUUGUCAAAGGGAAAAAUAAUUUAAAAAUUAAUUUUUACAGUCGCGAAAAGUAAUACGAUAAGAACAACAAUCGUUAAAUGUUAAUUUAGUGGAUUCGUCUUAGGUGUUUAUAGUAAAGAAAAAAAAAUUCCAUUACUAUAACUCGAUUACAAUUUUUCAAUAAACUCACGAAAGUUUGUAAGCAAUUUAUUAUUUGCUUACCAAAACGUCGGCAUCAAUUAUAUCAUCAACGAUAUAUUAAGUCUAUUAUAACUUGCUUUAUUUGUUACGCGUUUUGCUAUAAUAAUCAAUUUUUAAACUGGAAUUUUUUUUUAUAUAUAUUUAAAACUUAAAGAAGUAUUUAAAAAAGACACAUUCUCGUUGAACAUUCGGAAAUAAUUUAAUUAUUUUCGAUCCGUGUUUUGUACAAAAUAUUUUCCCCAAUUUUUUUAAAAAUAUUUCAAAUGAUUUUUAAAUGGACAGGAAAGACAAAUUCUUUUUUUUAUUUAAAAUGGAACCAAAUCGCAAUGUACAGUAGCGAAUUAUUCUAAGCAAUUAAGCGCACAUAGAUAUUUAGUGUUUUUUUUUCUUUUUUUUCAAAUAUGACAAAUACGAUUGAUAAGUUGUUAAUUUUGACCAAUCUUAUAUGAUUUAUU